Messenger RNA from Racocetra persica, 215 nucleotides. The record is from the annotation of a GenBank genome assembly. Lineage: Eukaryota; Fungi; Glomeromycota; Glomeromycetes; Diversisporales; Gigasporaceae.
AAGCUAUUAUUUUAACAAGCAAAAUGCAAGCUAACUUCAAGGCAGUACCAAGUUCAGAAAUAACUCAAUCACAAAGAAGAAGAUAUGCUGGUGUGUCUGAGACAGGAAUCCAACAAACUGACAAAGGAAAGAGCAAAGAAGUUAUAGAAUCUGGGGAGUUAGUAUUGUUAGAAGAUCAAGGUUUUGAGAAGAGAAAGGAGAUGCUAAGACUAGCA